Polistes canadensis is the source of this 3282-nucleotide messenger RNA. It is a transcript of the gene Frmd5, whose product is annotated as FERM domain-containing protein 5. Gene Ontology annotation, molecular function: cytoskeletal protein binding. The record is from RefSeq and is a predicted model, not a curated record. The transcript has 12 exons. Lineage: Eukaryota; Metazoa; Arthropoda; Insecta; Hymenoptera; Vespidae. Gene Ontology annotation, cellular component: cytoskeleton. Bases 437 to 3073 code for a protein of 878 amino acids.
AAGCGCACUCGAGACUACGAAUGUGGCAACGUUGGUGUGGUUGCUCGAACGAAGUGCAAAACUAAGAGAAAGAGAGAGGGAGAAAUAUAUAAUCCAGAGUGUGUAAAGUGGUGGUGGUAGUGGUGGAACGGUAGUAGAACCGAAAUCGGGGAAGCUUUGUGUGUUCCGCCGUGACGGUGGUGAUGCGUCGUCGUCUAUGUCUAUGUCUAUGUUGUUUGCCGUCGUGCGCCGUGUCAGCUCUCAACGAGGGUCACGGGAUAAGAAAAGUAGUAUAGUAGUAGGAGCUAAGCACGCCGGUGACCGUAAACGUCACCGUCUGCGCCAAAACCGCUAAGACGGUACGUGCCUAAUCAAACAGGGCAGUGUGUGGUGCUGUGUGGUAAGGGAUGACGACGGCCGGGGGGAUGAUAAUAGGGGUGCCGACUUGAGGACAGAAAUGUUGAAGUUCGGUAGCAAGAGCGACGUUACCGUGGUGCACCGCGCCACUAUUCGACUUUUGGACGAUUCCGAGAUUAUCCAUUGCGACUUUGAGCCUCAACACAAAGGAAUGUACAUUCUCGAAUAUGUGUGCAAGCAACUCAACAUUUUGGAAACGGACUAUUUCGGACUUCGUUACGUUGAUCAUUGUAGACAAAGACAUUGGCUGGACCUGGGAAAAACGGCGAUCAAACAGGUGAAAGACAUGGACCCGAUUUUGUUUAGCUUUCGUGUGAAAUUUUAUCCACCCGAUCCUCUGCGGUUGAAAGAAGAGAUUACGAAGUAUCAGGUUUACCAGCAACUGAAAAGGGACCUUCUCCAUGGCCGAUUAUACUGCAGUCCUGGUGAAGCUGCACUACUAGCAGCAUGUAUAGUUCAAAGUGAACUUGGAGAUUACGAUCCCGAGAUACACGAAGGGAAUUACAUCUCCGAGCACAAAUUAUUACUCAAACAGACUGAGACGAUUGAAGAAAAGGCUAUGGAACUUCAUCAAACUGAAUUAAAAGGAUUCACUCAGGAAGAAGCUGAGACACGUUUUCUUGGUUUGGCCUCGAAAUUAGACACCUACGCUGUGGAUCCGCAUCCGGUCAAGGAUCACAGAGGUACACAAUUGUAUCUUGGUAUUAAUCACUGUGGCAUCCUGACGUUUCAAGGAUCACGAAAAACUCACCACUUUCGUUGGUCGGAGGUACAGAAAAUCAAUUUCGAGGGAAAAAUGUUUAUUGUACAUUUGACCAUAAACGAGGACGUGAGGACAAAGGUGAGUCGUUUCUUGGCAGUUGCACGUGCUAUUUGUGUCCAAAAAAAGCACACAGUUGGAUUUAAGUGUCCCACAGGCUCAAAUUGCCGUCACGUAUGGAGAUGCGCCAUCGAGCAAAUGCUGUUUUUCACUUUGCCGAAAGCAUCUGACGCACCUGUGGUCAGUGGAGGAUCAAUAUUCUCUUGGGGCACUAAAUUCAAAUACACAGGAAGAACGGAAAGAGAAGUUUUAGAGGAGACGGGUCCACUUCGAAAAGAGGAACCACCUAUUCAACGUUGUCAAACGACGUGUCUUAGAAGAAAAGCAAGCAGCGUACCGGCCACCCCUAGCACCCCUAGUCAGGACCUUGUGGAAAUACGUUAUUCCAGUUUACCACGUAGUUGUCACAGUGCGGGAUUGGAUGGUACCGGAAUGUCCGAGGGUGGUACCGGAGUACCUCUCAGUUCACCCUAUUGUCCAGAUAAUACCUUGCCACUCCUGGAGACCGUGUCGGAGGACCAAGAGAUUCAUGCAAGAAGAAACAAUGCCUUAGACGAAAAAGAUAAGCAUGUGAGUGCCACCACCCACAACAACAACAACACGACCACCACCACUACCACUACUUCUACUACUUCUACUUCUAAUUCUACUACUACCUCCAAUACUACUGCUACUACUACUACUACUACUACUACUACUACUACUACUACUACCACAAACAACCACGCGAAAGUUAAACUGAAAUUUCCCAAGAGCACGCUGAACCGACCACAAGCGUUGUACAGUCAAAGAAUAGUGAUAGGCUCGGAAGAGCUAGUUGGUCGUGAUAUCGAUAACGUCGUCAGGCAACAUAUAAACGCCCUUGAAAAGAGUCCCAAGGUCGUCAGGUCUACCGCAUUGAUAAUCAAGACCUCCAAGGUACCAUCCUUUAAACCAUCCUUGUCUACAUUAGUAUCCUACUCCUCUUCCUCCUCAUUGUCGUCGCCAACAGCAACCAUUAUUACUAAUACUAAUGCAACUACUUCAACCACGAUCCCAACAUCGACAACAACACUGACAUCAAAGAAACGUGUCUUCUUAGCUAACGGAAACGUUUCAAUGACCAACUCGGAAAGCAAUGUUGAUGUUCUCGACAAUACACUCGAACCAACUCGAGACGAUUCGUGGCAGGUAAGAAAGGUUCAUCAACACCACCACCAUCAACACCACCACCAACAACAACAACAACAACACCACAACUACUACUACUACUACAAUAACAACGAGACGACACUUCAAGAAGACUCGACGACUACAAUGGGAACGAUGUCAAAAAACUCGAAAGCUUCUUCGCAAGCUACUACUACCAACGGUUCUGUUUACUACGAUCAUCAUCGGCUAACUUCACAGCAUGACGAUAGAAACGGAAUCGAUUCUUUUUUAAAUUCAGUCGGUCAACACGAGGGCGAGGUGAACGAUUAUUACUUCAGAGACUCCUUCGAUCAUUCGUCAUCGGAGAGUCAGUUAUUGGACGCAUCCGGUAAACCACAUAGUCGAUCGGUAACCCCGGUACCAAAAAUGCAAAAGCUUCAAAAUUCGAAGCUUUCUUUGCAACAGAAGCAUCAACACCAACAACAGUCGCAUCUGGCGCGUAGAUUUGAAGGAAAGUUAAGGCAUAGGAGUAUGCGAAUUUUACGACGCUUCGUUCCGGCCUUCAUGCUUGUCCUAACCGCGUUUUUCAUCAGUUUGAUACUGAUAUUCGAAACGGAUGCUACGAUAUUUAACAGCCUGCGUAAAACUCCAGAAAUGGUGGCUUUAAGGAACCAAUAUUAUGUCCCCUUAAAGGAAUUCCUCAGGACCAAGUUCGGCCUAUUUUGAUGCGACCCAAUCAUGAUGACCACUUCAAGGUCGUCUUCUUUCGUCGCUAAUUAGCUCUCUUCAGUGCCAAGUCGAAGAUUCCGAGUCAUCGAGUAUACCGUGCUUGUGUCGGGAUGAUCACGAUUAUCGUUAAUUAUCAUGAUUAUAUGAUAAUAAGAAUGAUAAUGAUUAUUAUAAUGAUGAUGACGAUGACGAUGACGAUGAUGAUG